GGUACACCCUGCUCAAAGGAUGGUGUCAAUUUACCUCCUGGUGCUCCCCCACCUCCUCGUACUUCUGCUAUGAAAGGUGAUUGGACACCAUUCAGUGAUCGUGUUGAAUUUGAAACUGCCGAAUUUCUAUUCAAGCGCGAACAGAUGUCUCAGGGAAACAUCAACGACCUCAUGGACAUAUGGGCUGCAUCAUUAUUGCCUUACGGUGGGAACCCUCCAUUUGCAAGUGCCUCUGACAUGCACUCUGUUAUCGACACUAUCCAGCAUGGAAAUGCACCUUGGCAGUCAUUUUCUGCCAAGUACAUGGGCGAGCUUCCGCACGACACUCAGCCGCCAUCAUGGAAGACUGCCGAAUAUCAAAUUUGGUGCCGAGAUCCACGUACCGUCGCACGCAAUAUGCUCGCAAAUUCCGACUUUGAGGGUGAAUUUGACUAUAGCCCCUACCGGGAGUUUGUCGACAACGAGCGACGCUUUUCGAAUCUGAUGUCUGCCAACUGGGCAUGGAAGCAAGCGGAUGUCAUUGCGCAAGAUCCGACAACACACGGCGCGAUGUUUGUCCCUCUCAUUCUUGGGAGCGACAAAACAACGGUUUCUGUUGCAACUGGCCAUAACGAGUACUGGCCGCUAUACAUGUCCAUCGGUAAUGUGUUCAACAAUGUGCGGCGUGCACACCGUAACGCGAUUGCUGUGAUUGGCUUUCUAGCCAUCCCUAAAAGUGAACGGCAGUACGGAAACAGUGCCCACUUCCGCAAAUUUCGUCGUCAACUCUUCCACGCAAGUCUCUCUACUAUAUUGAGCCCGUUACGUGCUGCCAUGUCAGUUCCGGAAGUCACGCGCUGCCCUGACGGACAUUUCAGGCGGGUGAUAUACGGUCUAGGUCCGUAUAUUGCAGAUUAUCCGGAACAAACACUCGCUGGGUGCAUUGUUCAGGGCUGGUGCGUAACCUGCUCUGCGCACAGGUCUGCUCUCGGAGAUGGCGGAACCCAUGGUCUGCGCACACGCGAGCACACACAAGCAUUAGUUGCCGCGCUGGACUUGGUCACCCUGUGGGAGGAUUACGGGAUUCCAUUCACCAAUGAUUUCCCGCGCGCCGAUAUCAAUCAGCUCAUGACCCCCGACCUUUUGCAUCAAAUUAUCAAGGGAACUUUCUAUGACCAUCUGGUGACGUGGGUGCAUGAAUAUUUGGUGCUCGAGCAUGGAGAGAGUGAGGCCAAGAAGAUUCUUGACGAGAUCGACCGCCGG
Messenger RNA from Postia placenta MAD-698-R-SB12, 1242 nucleotides. RefSeq lists its product as hypothetical. The record is from RefSeq and is a predicted model, not a curated record. The transcript has 5 exons. NCBI's taxonomy places the organism in Eukaryota, Fungi, Basidiomycota, Agaricomycetes, Polyporales, Adustoporiaceae. The annotation marks the transcript as partial.